GACUGCUAUGGUUAGUUCUUUUGAGCCCAUUACUUAAUUGGAUGGAUGAGGCCUUUUUAGAAAUGGGGCUUGAGUUGGGAUAAUAUGGGCUAGUUUGCUGAGCGUUUUAGUUGGUGGAGAGGCUCUGCAAUAAUGUAGGCCCAUGCUCUUAGACUGCAAAGCCGGACAAAAAUAUUUACAUCUGGAAGUAAACUUCUCGAUUCCUCGGAGAUAAAUCUUUUAUAGGUCAUGUCCUUGAUUCCUUGUGGAAUUCGAAGAUCUGUUAAUAAUAAACACAAAGGUUUGUUGCCUCCUUUAAUAGCCACAAAGCGUAAAUAUCAAGUAAAGAAAAACAAAAAGCCUCUCCUUUUGCAGUCUAUGGCCAAGAAUUUGCCACAGCCUUAACCAAUUGUGAACCAACUGCUCAAAAUUCAAAAUGGGUGAUGCCCAAAAUCCAAAAUUUCAAUGAACAAAUGCUAAUGUCAGGCAAAGAAUUUGGGCUCCAAUCAGCAUUGAUUUAUCCAGGGACCAGACAGAAAACAAAAUGUUGUCUAAUGGGCAUGGUGGACCAAUAUACGUGUCCUCCCCUAGCACUUCCACCGCUUUCCAAACCAGUCUCUCCACGUGGCAGAAACAUAUUGGUUAGAAGAUCCUCACAAAAAGUAUACGGGGCAGUAACAUAUAGGCUUUCGUUGCUCCAUCUCCAAGUCACAUGGCCGUCUAGCUAGAAACUCGAAAUCUUUUACGUGGAUGUUCCAGAUGAAAGUUGAAGGGUUGGUUCUUGUUCGAGUAAAUUAAGUUUAGGGAAUGUGCUCAAGGACCUAAAGCAUGGGCUUCUCUGCUGCUCUUCGCCCCAAUCUUCCAGCCACCUCUCCUCUUCAUUGCCGCGACUCAGCCUUGCUGAGGAGUGAUUGGAAACAGAAAACAUUACCAUUUUUGGAUGUAAAGAAAGGGAAAGGCUUUUCUCUGGUCAUUGUUAAAUCUAUCUUAGAUAACAGCAAGUCAAGCAUUAACGACAAUGGGGCAACUGGAUCUGCAAGAAUUCUUCUUGAGAGAUUGUUUGCACAGGUCCAGAAACUUGAACAAGGAAUUAGCAGAGAUGGUCAAGAGCUUGAGGAUUUUCACCUGGUUUUGAACCUUGAGACUCUGGAGUCUGAUCUGCAAGCUGCUUUGUCAGCCUUCAAGCGAAAGGAAGAUGAUCUGCAGGAUGCGGAAAGAACGGUUGUAUUGGAGCAAAGUCAAUUGAGCCGUGCGAAGAACGAGUUGGAGCAACGUGAGAAAGAAAUUGCUGCUGCGUCUUCAAAGCAUGAAAAACUGGAAGAGGAGCUAAAGCAGGCAAAUCUUGCAUUUGCUUCUCAAGCGAGUCUGAUGGAAGAUUUGAAGCUUCAGGUCAAAGAACGAGACCAGGAGAUCGUAGCUGCAAAAUCUGCACUGUCUGUGAAAGAAGAUGAAAUGGUUAAAAUGAGGAAUGAAAUGGAGAAGAAGAGUGAGGAAGCUGCCAAGAUUGAAUCUGAACUUAAUUCAAAGUCGCAGCUCUUGAAUGAAGCCAAUGAGGUUAUGAAGAAGCAAAAAAUUGAGCUUCAAGGACUCCAAGAAGCAAUUCGAGAGAAAGAAGAGCAGUUAGAAACUUUUGUGACACUAAGGAAACUUGAAGACGAGGAGCUGAAAGCUGCCGAGUCUAAAUUGCAGCAGCAGACAAUGGAGUGGUUAUUAGCACAAGAAGAACUGAAAAAACUGGCUGAAGAAGCAUCAUACGUGGGAGAAGCUAAUGAAACCUUUGAAGAUUUCAGAAGAGUGAAGCAGCUACUUUCUGAAGUGAGGUCUGAGUUGGUUUCUUCUCAGAAAUCUCUGGCAUCCUCCAGACAGCAAACGAAACAACAAGAACAGUUAUUGGAAAAGCAACUGGAAGAGCUUGAAGAACAGAAGAGAAGUGUUGAAUCAUACAUGGAAAGUUUGAAAAAUGGCCAGAUAGAAGUUGAGAGUGAAAGAGUGAAGCUUAGGGUUGUGGAGGCUCGAAACAAGGAGCUUGAACGGGAUUUAUCUGUGAAGAAAGAACUAAUAGAAGAGUUACAAGAGGAGUUGAAGAAAGAGAAAUCUUCACUUCAUCAGGCUGUCCAGGAUGUCUCUUUUCUUCAACAGAAGUUAGAGCAAAAGAAUGCUGAGUUUGGUGAAAUGAGCAAUGUUCUGCAAAGUAAAGAAGCAGAUUUGGUGGAUGCUAAGCUCGAAAUCCAGCAUCUGCAAUCUGAGCAGGCUUCUUUUCGGCUUAUCUUGGAGGAGAAAGACCUGGAACUCUCCAAUGCCAGGAAGAAGUUAGAGCAAGUAAAUCAGGAGAUUGCAGAGGUGAAGAUGCUUAUGAGUAGUAAAGAAAAUCAGCUCAUUCAAGCGACUGCUUUAUUGAAGGAGAAAGAUGAACAUGUUCAGAGAGUACAGGAUGAGUUGAAUGACACGAAGAUGAAAUUCUCUGAAGCUGAAACUGUAAUAGAACGAAUUGCAGAUCUCACAAACAGACUAGUUAUCUCUGUUAAGGACGAAGAUAAUAGUGUGCUGAGGCCUGUGGAUGACGUGGGCUAUGAAUUAAUGCAUCAGCUGGUAGAUAGACCUCCUAAUGAUUUCAAAUUGCAGAAAAAACAGCUUGAAACAGAACUCAAAUUCACCAAAGAGAGCUUAAAAGUUAAAGAAAUGGAAGUUCUUGCUGCACAAAGGGCUCUCACAAUAAAAGAUGAGGAGCUCAAAAUGGUUCUUGGGAGGUUGGAGGCAAGGGAAAAAGAAGUACAAAGACUGAAGGAAGAAAUGGUUGAAGAUGGCAAUGAUUUGUGGAAACUUUAUGCUUUGGCGCAAGGGAGAAUUGGGGAGAAAAGUAUUGGCGACUUGGCUAUUGAGAAGCUUCAACUCGAGGCAGCUCAACUGGAAGUUGAAGCUGCCAUUAGCGCUCUUCAAAAACUAGCUGAAAUGAGCCGUGAACUCUUGAAUAAAGCUAGCGCGAGUAUUGAGAUGGAUUAUGAUACCGGUAUCUUCCUGCAAGGUAAUUCUGAUCCUAUAAUUAGCAUGAUUGAGAACAAUGAAUCCUUCACCGAGGUUAAAACAGGAGUAGCCAGGCUUUCAGCUUUGACAGAGCAGCUGGUAAUAGAUGCUGGAAUUGUUGGUUCACACCUUCAAAGUUGAAGCGCCUGACUGGGUUUUGUAUAUAGAUUUCUGACCUUUUUCGGCUUUCAAUUAUUGGGUGGGAUUAGAAAGUGGCCCGUUCAUCUAAGCAAAAUAUUGGGUCGUAGGUUAGUUGCCCGCUCGUUGGACCGUUAAUCAUGUUCUCAUCGUUCGUGCAGCUGUGAAACCUAUUUGUUCUUUGUUUUUUUAAU
Messenger RNA from Durio zibethinus, 3332 nucleotides. Its product is annotated as protein involved in starch initiation 1-like. Gene Ontology annotation, biological process: reciprocal meiotic recombination. The record is from RefSeq and is a predicted model, not a curated record. Lineage: Eukaryota; Viridiplantae; Streptophyta; Magnoliopsida; Malvales; Malvaceae.